UUUUAAAAUGGUUAAAAUUUGUGGAAUUCAAAGCUGUAAAGGAAGAGGAAAUAGCAACAUCCCCAUAUUUGAACUUCCAGAGAGUUCGAUACAUCGAGGAAAAUGGAUCGACUUUUUAAAAUAUCAUGAAAUUCAAUAUAUUCAGUCAAAAAAGUAUUUUUUGUGCGUUCUUCAUUUUUGUCACUCUAUGGUAAAUAGGAAUGCAAAGAGAAUACGAUUAAAUGCGAAUGCAUUUCCAUCUCUUUCUCAAUCUUUUAAUCGAAUAUCGACCACAACAAUUCAAAUUCAACUCCACUUCGUUUUACUCCGUUUUGUUCAACUGUUUAUAGAUUACAUUUGUUCAUUCAUUUGUUUUAUAGAAUUUAAGUCAUACCUGGAAACAGAUGAAACUUCUUAA
Chironomus riparius is the source of this 397-nucleotide messenger RNA. The record is from the annotation of a GenBank genome assembly. Lineage: Eukaryota; Metazoa; Arthropoda; Insecta; Diptera; Chironomidae.